Abrus precatorius (Indian licorice) is the source of this 1351-nucleotide messenger RNA. RefSeq names its product 1-aminocyclopropane-1-carboxylate oxidase 5. The transcript is spliced from 3 exons. The record is from RefSeq and is a predicted model, not a curated record. Bases 89 to 1015 code for a protein of 308 amino acids. Lineage: Eukaryota; Viridiplantae; Streptophyta; Magnoliopsida; Fabales; Fabaceae.
AGCUCUACCUAAGCUCAAACAACCUUGUUCUCUCUUUCUCUCUCUCACACACACACACUUGUGCUCUCUCUCUUUUCAUUACCUUCUAAUGGCAGUUCCAGUGAUUGAUUUCUCAAAGCUGAAUGGAGAAGAAAGAGCCAAAACUAUGGCCCAGAUUGCUAAUGGGUGUGAAGAGUGGGGAUUCUUUCAGUUGAUCAACCAUGGCAUUCCAGAGGAACUUCUUGAGAGGGUGAAGAAGGUUUCCUCUGAGUUCUAUAAGCUGGAAAGAGAGGAGAAUUUCAAGAACUCAGCAACAGUCAAGCUACUAAAUGAUUUAGCUGAAAAGAAGAGCAGUGAAAAGUUGGAGAAUAUAGAUUGGGAGGAUGUUAUCACUCUCCUCGAUGAUUAUGAAUGGCCAGAAAGAACACCAGGCUUCAGGGAAACCAUGGCAGAAUAUCGAUCUGAGUUGAAGAAAUUGGCAGAGAAGGUGAUGGAAGUGAUGGAUGAGAAUCUGGGCCUACCCAAAGGAUACAUCAAGAAGGCACUCAAUGGUGGAGAUGGAGACAAUGCCUUCUUUGGCACCAAGGUCAGCCACUACCCUCCAUGUCCCCAUCCAGAGUUUGUGAAUGGUCUGCGAGCUCACACUGACGCAGGAGGUGUCAUCCUACUAUUCCAAGAUGAUAAGGUUGGUGGCCUUCAAAUGCUGAAAGAUGGGCAAUGGAUUGAUGUUCAACCAUUGCCAAAUGCCAUUGUCAUCAACACUGGUGAUCAGAUUGAGGUACUGACCAAUGGUAGAUACAAGAGUUGUUGGCACAGGGUUCUGGCCACUCCUGAUGGGAACAGAAGAUCAAUAGCCUCCUUCUAUAAUCCAUCAUUCAAGGCCACCAUAUGUCCUGCACCACAACUGGUGGGGAAACAAGACCAACAAGUGGAGGACACUUAUCCUAAGUUCCUUUUUGGUGACUACAUGUCUGUCUAUGCUGAGCAGAAGUUUCUUGCCAAGGAACCAAGGUUUCGAGCUGUUAGGGCCAUGUGAAGAAAAAGAACUUGCUUUCUAAUAGAAAAUACUUUUGCUCCCCCCAUCACCUUACUUUUUUUCCUUUGUCUUUGUACUUUGUUUAUGGGUCUUGGUACUAUAAGACAUGCUUGAUAGUAGCAAAGAAUACCACUUGGUUUCAUUCUCUUCAUAAAUUUCUUCAGAAUCGAAAACCACAGUGGGUAUUAUUAGUCUUCCCUUCUUCUUCUUAGAAUAUUGGCUUAUCUUUCAAUGUCAUGGGGGGAUUCAGUGUGCAUCCAUCUGUGCUUGCAUUGUACAAUAGUACUAUUACAUAAAUUCUACUCUAAAGUUGUCCACAAUAAAUCUCUCUUCGAU